Messenger RNA from Fusarium coffeatum, 1944 nucleotides. RefSeq lists its product as uncharacterized. Bases 1 to 1944 code for a protein of 647 amino acids. The record is from RefSeq and is a predicted model, not a curated record. NCBI's taxonomy places the organism in Eukaryota, Fungi, Ascomycota, Sordariomycetes, Hypocreales, Nectriaceae. Gene Ontology annotation, molecular function: myo-inositol:proton symporter activity. Gene Ontology annotation, cellular component: membrane. Gene Ontology annotation, biological process: transmembrane transport. The transcript is spliced from 4 exons.
AUGCCGCCUCCAAGAGCAGACGAUGAAGCUCCUCGCCAGGAUGAUUACAUCAAUGAAAGCCAUCGCAACUCCAGCAGCAAUGGCACCUUCGUCAAUGACAAUCCCAACAUUGGCGGCGAGCGUCGUAUCUCCAAGGCGACCCUUCUUCGCAACCCUCUGGCGGGCAUGACUCGAGCGGAGAUCCUUGCUGACGUCGACGCUUUUGUCGACCAAAGGGGUCUUCAGGAGCAUCGCGAGGAUUUCCGCAAGGGAGCUCUCGUCGCUCAGGUGAAUAACACACCGGGCGCAUAUGAGAGAAUCGAUAUUCUCACCGAGGAUGAAAAGGCUAUCCUCCGGAAGGAAGAGACACAUCGAUGGCAUCAACCCUUUGCUUUGUACUUCCUUUGCACUCUUUGUGCUGGAUCGGCUAUCGUGCAAGGCAUGGAUCAAACCGCCGUCAAUGGUGCUCAGGUAUUUUACUUUGCAGAGUUCGAUAUCACGAACGUAUGGAUGCAAGGUUUCCUCAACGGAGCACCAUAUCUCUGCUCUGCUCUCAUCGGCUGCUGGACCAGUCCCAUUCUCAAUAAGUAUACCGGUCGUCGCGGAACUAUCUUCAUCUCGUGUGCUAUGUCUGGCAUCACUGGCUUCUGGAUGGCUGCCUCUACCUCUGUCUGGAACCUCCUCGUAGCUCGCUUCAUGCUUGGUUUUGCCGUUGGCGCCAAGUCCAGCACCACUCCUGUCUACUCUGCCGAAUCAACACCAAAGAACAUUCGAGGUGCCCUUACAAUGAUGUGGCAGAUGUGGACUGCUUUCGGUAUCGCCCUCGGUUUCAUAGUCUGUGUCGCUUUCGAAAAGGUCACAUUCAUUGGCGGCCCCAAUUCCCCCUGGCGAUGGAUGAUGGCAUCCACCUCUGUUCCUCCGCUUCUUGUCAUGAUUCAAGUCUACUUUUGCCCCGAAAGCCCCCGAUGGUAUAUGGAACGCGGCAACUAUAGCAAGGCCUUCCGAUCUGUCCGUAGACUUCGCUUCUCCCCUGUUCAGGCAACCCGAGAUAUGUAUUACGCAUACAAAUUGCUCGAACUUGAGCGUGGUGAAAGAGAGGGGCGAAACUUGCUCAAGGAGUUCUUCACUGUCCGCCGAAACCGACGUGCUGCUCAGAGUGCCUGGUUCUGCAUGUUCAUGCAACAAUUCUGUGGCGUAAAUGUCAUCGCAUAUUACUCAACUACCAUCUUUCAGAACGCUGGCUACUCCCUUUCCGAAGCUCUCCUAGUCUCAAUGGGGGGCGGCCUAAUCAAUUUCCUCUUCGCUAUCCCAGCUAUCUAUACCAUUGAUACUUUCGGACGCCGAAACCUUCUACUCGUUACUUUCCCUCUCAUGGCAGCCUGUCUGUUUUUCACCGGCGGUGUUUUCAACAUUGAAAACGAACAAGCUCUCAUUGGCACUGUAACUACAGGCCUCUACCUCUUUAUGGCUGUCUACUCCCCCGGUCUUGGCCCCGUGCCCUUCACCUACAGUGCUGAAGCGUUCCCCUUGCACAUCCGAGACAUUGGAAUGGCAUCCAGUACUGCUAUUACAUGGGGCUUCAACUUCAUCAUCAGUUUCACUUGGCCUGCCCUGGAAGACGCAUAUGGUAUCACUGGUGCUUUCUGCUGGUACGCUGGAUGGAACAUCUUUGGUUGGGUCUUUUGUUACUUCUUCCUUCCUGAGACUAAGAACUUGACGCUUGAGGAACUCGAUAGUGUGUUUGGUGUCGGUAACAAGGAGCAUGCUUCUUACUACGCGAGGAAGUUGCCUUGGUACUUGAAGAAGUAUAUCCUUCGCACCGAUGUCCCACCAUUCCCUCCUCUGUAUGAGUUUGCGGCGAAUGAUGGUCAUUAUCCUCAGGAGAAGCCUGACACUAGGCACAUCGAGGGCAACAACCUUACUCCUGAUGCUGGGGAUAAGGAGCUUAUCAGUGAGCGCAGAUGA